UCUCCGUCUUCGUUGAUCGCCACAUCAAAAUCCAACAUCUGUUGCAGAGCCCCUCCAUUCCAUUUUGUUCCCUAACAUCCAACACAAAUGGAUUCUUGUCUUUCUAUAAAAAAUAUCCUUCUUCUGGAUUCCGAGGGGAACCGUGUUGCUGUUAAAUAUUAUUCAGACGAAUGGCUGACUAAUAGUGCUAAGGAAGCCUUUGAGAAAGCUUUGUUUUUCAAGACUCAAAAGACCAAUGCUCGCACUGAAGAGGAGAUAUCGAUGUUUGAGAAUCAUAUCAUCGUGUAUAAGUUUGUUCAAGACCCGCACUUUUUUGUUACUGGGACUGAGGGUGAAAAUGAGCUCAUUUUGGUUACUGUUCUUAAAGGCUUUUUUUAUGCAAUUGGCCUUCUUCUAAGAGGGAUUGUGGUCAAGAAAGAGGCAUUAGAGAACUUGGAUCUCAUUUUGUUAUGUCUUGAUGAGAUCCUUGAUGGCGGCAUCAUCCUAGAAACUGAUGCUAAUGCUGUUGCGGGAAAGGUUGUCAGUCAUAGUGUAGAUGCGACUGCUCCUUUAUCUGAGCAGACAAUAAGUCAAGCAUUGGCCACUGCUCGAGAACAUUUAGCAAGAUCCCUCCUUAAGUGA
Molecule: messenger RNA, 621 nt
Organism: Hibiscus syriacus
Lineage: Eukaryota; Viridiplantae; Streptophyta; Magnoliopsida; Malvales; Malvaceae
Product: coatomer subunit zeta-2-like
Exons: 6
Coding region: 88-621 (177 amino acids)
Biological process (GO): intracellular protein transport; retrograde vesicle-mediated transport, Golgi to endoplasmic reticulum; intra-Golgi vesicle-mediated transport
Cellular component (GO): COPI vesicle coat
Source: RefSeq, a predicted model, not a curated record